AUGCAGGACAUUAUGCAAGCCUGGCUCAAAUGGGCAUCCCAACGCGACCUGCCCAAACGAGUCUUUGCACACCUCGCACAAAGCAAGCCCGACCACCCCAUCCCGGAAGAAGACCAACUUGAGCUCAUUCGGAUAGCCUGCGAGGUCAUGGAAUGGGACUACGACUCCAUGACGCAAGCCGCCGAAGGACAGCCCUUUCGCCUUAAUCUUAUGCAAGCCUUUGCAGACCUCCUCAACGACCCAGACAAAGAUCUCCCAGCCGUGUUACGCGUGGGGGUACACACAGGAGUCUUUGACCCCAUUGAGCCCUCAGGGCUUUGGCCGUUAGCCAAGAUCCAGCCUCUGGCAUCAUCAGGAUUGGAGGUAUGUGAGGGGAACUGGAAGCCAGCCGAGGCAGACCCGGAUACAGUACGAGGCCUUUUAGCAGACGAAGAAGCCGCAGGAUGGAUACAGCCCGUGCCAGGCGGCCUUGAGGAAGCCAAGCAGCUUUGGCCAAAGGGCAUCGCCGUCGGCAAGCUCAGCCUUGUAAAGGCGGAGAACAGAGACCCUCGACUUGUUCUGGAUAGCACGGUCUGCCAGGUCAACCCCAUGUGCCGCAUCCCCGAAGCGGUUUCAAUGCCUACCGUCAACGAUGUCCGGGCUACCUUCAUGCCGUCAGACCCGCGCGGGUCAUUCCUUGCAGCAAGUGUGGACUUCAAGGCAGCCCACAAGCGAGUCAAAGUUCUCACGUCGCAGGAGCACACAACCAAUGGGCGGACGACCUCAGCCGAGGUCGGCUUCAAGCCUUCAGCCACAGACCUCAAGAACGAGUGCGGGUCAGCCUUUACCGACUUGCGUCUGCGGCCUCCCAGGCCACCUGGUCGGGACCCCCAGACACAACAAGCCCUCUGUUGCCUAGACCAGAGUGACGGCUACGCCGGGACCGACUCCAGCCCGCCACGCCGAAGUGAAAAAGAGGACCGCUGCCUUCCCGUCUGUUUGCUCUGCGACACUUUGCCUGCCACGUGCUCGCAUAAGUCGAGCGUGCUCCUCAGCCACGAAACGCCUGCCACAGGUACCUUCUUCUUCCUGCUCGACGAGGUUGGGCUCAUCUUCCCUCCACCAGACAUUCGUGGCGUGAUCGACAAGACCGCGCAAUUCGUGGCCAAAUGCGGUGAAGGUUUUGAGCAGCGCGUGCUUCGCGAGCAAAACCACACCAAGUUCGCUUUCUUGCUGCCCAACAAUCCCUACAGGCCCUACUACGAGCAUAAAGUCAAAGAGUUCAAAACUGGUGUUGUUGAGGACACAAAGCCUGAAGUUCCUCAAGCAAUCAUAGACCAGAAAGCAAAAGAGGAUGCCAAGAGGCUGAAGAAGGAACAGCUGAAGGCGUUGACGAUGGGAGAGAAGAAGAAGAAACUAGUCAAGCCACCGCCACCGGACCAGUAUGUGGUGAACCAUCCCUACAUUGCGCCGAUGGACACGGACAUAAUCAAGCUGACAGCGCAGUUCGUUGCUCGCAAUGGCCAGAAAUUCCUGAUCGGGUUGACGCAGCGUGAAAGUCGAAAUCCGCAGUUCGACUUCCUGAAGCCGACUCAUGCUCUCUUCGGCUACUUCACAUCCUUGGUGGACGCUUACACGAAGUGCCUCAUGCCCAACAAGGACGAGGUGGAAAAGCUGAAAAAAUGCACUGGCAACCCUCAGGAGGUAAUUGACAAGGCCAUGGCACGAUUUGCUUGGGACGAGCAGGAGGAAGCCACCCGCGUGAGCCGCGAGGAGGAAGUUAAAGAGGAGAAGGAGCAGAUGGCACAGAUUGAUUGGCAUGAUUUUGUCAUCGUGGAGACGAUUGAGUUUACUGCAGAGGAUGAAAACUUGCAGCUUGCCGCGCCAAUCGAUCCCUCGACCCAUGCUCCAAAGGGAGCGCCGGCACCUCUGGAGCAAGCAGGCACUAUGUUCGCAGAGGCAAAGAUUGAAAAGCAGGUGAAGGGCGUGGAGGAAGAAAUCCGGGAAGAGCCGGCUAUUGAUCUAGAGAAGGAGGAAAGGGAAAGAAGAGAAAGGGAAAUGGCGGAGCAGCGAGAACGGGAGCUUGAGCGGGAAAGAGAAGAGCAGCGCGAAAAGGAGGAAAGGGAAAGGCAGCAGAGGGAGGAGGAAGAGAUGGUCCCUGAGGAGGAGCCCAUUGACAUGGAGCCGGAGAUUCCCCUCCCUAUGCAGGAGCCAGAGAUGAAAGUCCGAAAGGACUAUGUUCGACAGAAGAAGGGCAGUGCACAGCGGCUGAUGCAGCGCUGCCCGAUCACAGGCCAGCUGAUUGCUGCCGAGGAGAUGUCCAACCACCUGAAGGUGCUGUUGCUAGAUCCCAAGUGGAAGCACCAGAAGGAUGCCCUGGUGGAGCGAGCCAGGAAGGAGUCUGCGUUCGCAGAUGACGUAGAGGCAAACUUGGCAAGCUUCGUGGCCAAAAGGCCCGACUUGUUCGGUACUGUCGAGGAGGAGAUUCGAGAAGCAGCAGAGGCAGGUGCCGAGGCCGCAGCACGAGAUGCUGGCGCAGAUGCCGGUCCGGCACACACAAUGGUGCCGCCAACGGCAUAUGACGCAGCAACAGCAACGAAGGCUCUGCCUUCAGGAAAGCCCGGGGCGCCGGGCUCCUCUGCGCUGCCGGCUCCGUCGAUGCCCGCUCUUGCCGGUGGACAGCAAGGCCCUAUUGCAGGCGUGUCUACGAUCAACGCUAGGUUACCUCAAGCAUCUCUCGUAAACCAGCAACAGGGAGCCGGCGGUGCACCUCCUGGCAUCCGUCCGCCAGGAAUGGCCGGAGGCCCGAUGGCUUUAGCGGACGAUGACGAGGACGACGAGCCAGCUGCGAAGAAGCCCCGCCUAGACGACGGAUCCCUCCAAGCCGAGGAAUCGUGGGUGGCGAAACAUCCUGUGCCUAUAGCUGUGAUCGUCCAGGUGAACCUGGGAGCCGAUGCACUGGCUGCGGGUAUCCAGCCUGCCAUCCCCAUCGAAGUGUCUGUUCGCAACAAAGUGCAAGAGCUCAAGGGGAUGCUGGUUCCCAAGGUAGCAGCUGCCGGACUGAGUGUGGCCGACAUGAAGCUCAAGGUUCAGAACUCAGGCUACAUCCUGAAAAAUGCCAAUUCAUUGGCGUUCUACAACAUCGCGUAUGCAUCCAAGAGCAUGUUUUUGCGCAAACCUUUGCAGCACUUUGCAUGCUUCCACAGCUUGUGCCACUGUGCGAUGACCGUGGACAGCGGCAUCGGUGGGAGUGAGAAGCAGACUCGUGAGCUCGUCCGCGAGGAGCGUAAGACACAUUUCCAGAGCAAGGGAGCUGGUCCAGCCUGUGUCAGCAAGACGCGGACACCGGUGCAGGGCCUCUUCGAUUCCGGGACGACAGGUACACUCAUCCGGCAGUCUCUGAGGGCCAAGGGCGAAUCUAUUUUGUUGAACUUGCCCAGCCCAGAGGCGGCAGAGGGCGGACCGCAGACGGCCACAUCCAUGAUGAUGGCUUCGGUGACUCCGCCUUUGCACGAAGCCUCAUUUGGCCCGGGUAGCCAGCAGGCGGUGCUGGUGAGCUCCCACAUGACCUGGCUCAGCUUUCCCAAAGUCAAGGUAGAAGCUGCGCAGCACACAAGCUUGGACCAGCUUGAGACCAAGCAUGCAGAGUUGGACGGAAGUCAGGAACGAGCUCCGCUUGAAGAGCAGCUCGUGGGAGCAGACCUGGCGUCGUUGCUGUGA
Symbiodinium sp. CCMP2592 is the source of this 3699-nucleotide messenger RNA. The record is from the annotation of a GenBank genome assembly. NCBI's taxonomy places the organism in Eukaryota, Dinophyceae, Suessiales, Symbiodiniaceae.